AUGAAGUACGUCUAUAUAUUGCUGUACGGUCUCUUUGCGCCACUUUCAUAUUCAAUAGAGAGCCAUAAAAACUGGAUUCAUAAUGACAUUCAGGAACAGCCACAAACAUCUGAUUAUAAAGUUAUUUCGGUUAAACAUUUAAUUAAAAAAAGAAGUAUUAAUGAAUUAUCAAUAAAAGUAAAACUUAAUGGCACAGACAAGGAAUUUGUUUUGCAAUGUGCAAGAGGCUAUUUUGCUGGUAAAGACACAAGAGUUUGGGAAGCUGAAAUAAUUGGAGAUAACUUUAAGUACACUCUGAAAGAAGGGAUUAUGGAAAAAGUAAAUAUAUCAUUCUAUCAGGACGAGAAAACAAAGUCUGUAGUAUCACAUACAGUGAAUAAAAGAGGAAUUUCUGAAUUUAAUGGUAUUAUUAAUUCUAACGUAAUAAUACAUCCAAUCAGUCAUCUAAAACGUGAACGUCGUGACGCUAAACCAUAUUCCGAGUAUGAGAAUAACAAUAUCAACAAUUAUCACAAACACCGGACAUAG
This is a messenger RNA of Leptopilina heterotoma, 528 nucleotides long. RefSeq lists its product as uncharacterized. The record is from RefSeq and is a predicted model, not a curated record. The transcript has 5 exons. Bases 1 to 528 code for a protein of 175 amino acids. NCBI's taxonomy places the organism in Eukaryota, Metazoa, Arthropoda, Insecta, Hymenoptera, Figitidae.